This is a messenger RNA of Carassius carassius (crucian carp), 1445 nucleotides long. Its product is annotated as secreted frizzled-related protein 1-like. Gene Ontology annotation, molecular function: Wnt-protein binding. Bases 231 to 1148 code for a protein of 305 amino acids. Gene Ontology annotation, biological process: non-canonical Wnt signaling pathway; negative regulation of canonical Wnt signaling pathway; canonical Wnt signaling pathway. The record is from RefSeq and is a predicted model, not a curated record. The transcript is spliced from 3 exons. Lineage: Eukaryota; Metazoa; Chordata; Actinopteri; Cypriniformes; Cyprinidae.
GUCUCAUCUCCCCUGGUCUCGAGCGCAGCGCAUUUCAAGCAUCUCAGCCGUGUGAGUCAGCAACAGCUAGCUACAGGGCUUCAGAGCUGGAGUCUGCACAACUUCAGUACUUUCACUUCAGAGGUAUUUGUCUCUCCCUUCUUAUUUUCUAAACAAAGAAGACUUAAUUUCACUCAAGGUUCACCGCUUUUUGGGCUCCGUAGCCUGGGGAUCCUGACCAGGUGUUCACAAUGAAGUCCUUCGCAUCUUUGUUCCUUUGGAGGAUCAUCAUUUUAUUAAUACUAAUAGUCUCACUGGGCCAAACAUCUGAGGAUGUGUAUGAUAUCUGGAAGCCAGAGUACAAAGGCGACCUACCCUAUGGCAAGCCUCCGCAGUGUGUGGACAUCCCAGAUGACCUGAAGCUCUGUCAUGGUGUGGGCUACAACCAGAUGCUGCUGCCCAACUUACUGGAGCACGAGUCUAUGGCUGAGGUCAAGCAGCAGGCAGGAAGCUGGGUGCCCCUGGUGCACAAGAACUGCCACCCAGGCACUCAGGUGUUCCUGUGUUCCCUUUUUGCCCCUUUGUGUCUGGAGAGGGCCAUCUACCCAUGCCGCUGGCUCUGUGAAGAUGUGCGUGAUGGCUGCAUACCCAUCAUGGAAGCAUUUGGGUUUCCCUGGCCUGAGAUGCUCACCUGUGACAAGUUUCCUCAAGAUGAUGUGUGCAUUAGUACACCUAAUGCCACAGAGGCCUCCAAGCCCACUGGAUACUCCCCAGUAUGUCCUCCUUGUGACAAUGAAAUGAAAACGGAUGUGAUUCUGGACCACAUGUGUGCCAGUGAAUUUGCCAUAAAGACCAAGAUCAAAGAGGUCAAACGGGAGAACAUGGAUCGCAAGGUGAUCCUGCAGAAGAGGAAAAAACCCCUAAAGCUGGGCACUUUGAAGAAGACGGACCUGAAGAAACUCACUCUGUACCUGAAGAACGGAGCCGACUGCCCCUGCACGCAGCUAGAAAAUCUCGGAAACUCAUACCUUAUAAUGGGACGCAAGGUGGACAAACAGUACAUUCUAACUGGCAUUCACAAGUGGGAAAAAUCCAGCAAGGAGUUUAAAAAUACCAUGAAAAAACUCAAAAGCCACAAGUGCCCUGUCUUUGAGAAUGUCUUCAAAUAAACAUUCUCAGAGCUCCUACUUACUUUAUGAACUUGCACAUCCAGGCUACACAAAACACAAAAUAUUGUUACAUUUUUUCAUUGUUCGUGUACUAUAAAUAUAUAUAUAUAUAUAUAUAUAUAUUUCUCAUGUAUAGAUCAGACACUUGAGGUAUUUUGUCUUGGAUAUGUGCUGUCAAAGACUGAAAAGAUUAUGAAUGAUACAGUAGACAAACUCUUCACCACAACCAAAGGAUCACUUUUGUAUAUAUCCAAACCUGUGAUAAUAUGUUGUAAAAUUUUCACAAUUCACCCACAA